Messenger RNA from Manis javanica (Malayan pangolin), 4530 nucleotides. Lineage: Eukaryota; Metazoa; Chordata; Mammalia; Pholidota; Manidae. The record is from RefSeq and is a predicted model, not a curated record.
AUUAAAAAAAUCAACAGAAACUUUCCUGUAAACCAGCAGAUCGUCUACAUGGGAUGGUGUGAAGCACGGGAGCAGGACUCCCUGCAAGAUCGCAUGUACUCUCCAACAUUUCUGGCCCUGAGAGGCUCAUGUCUUUACAAGUUUCUGGCACCUCCAGUGACAACAUGGGACUGGACCAGAGCAGAGAAAACAUUUUCAGUUUAUGAAAUUAUGUGCAAGAUUCUAAAGGACAGUGACCUUCUGGACCGGCGGAAACACUGCUUCGCCGUGCAGUCCGAAUCUGGGGAGGACCUCUGCUUCUCUGUGGAGUUAGAGUCGGACCUCGCCCAGUGGGAAAGAGCUUUCCAAACAGCAACCUUUCUGGAAGUGGAACGGAUACAGUGCAAGACCUACGCAUGUGUGCUGGAAAGUCACCUAAUGGGACUCACAAUUGACUNAUAUAUAUAUAUAUAUAUAUAUAUAUACACACACACACACAUAUGGGCCAUGGCAGCCAUACGACUCACACCCUUAGCUGUACCCACUCUGCCUGCCUGCAUGGCACCUUCAUCAGGCCCUGCUGCCUCCAGAACAGCUCAGCUCACGUUCGCCUUCCCUGCAGAGGGCAAAGUGUCGCUGGAACAGCUGCAGAACCCUCUUGGCCAAAGCAUGCAUGUGGCUGCUGUACUGUGGAGGUAUAAAUUUUCUCAGCUUAAAGGUUCUUCAGAUGAUGGCAAGAGCAAAAUCAAAUUUUUGUUUCAGAAUCCAGAUACUAAACAAAUUGAAGCAAAGGAGCUGGAAUUUUCAAAUCUAUUUGCUGUUCUUCAUUGCAUUCAUUCAUUCUUUGCAGCCAAAGUGGCUUGUCUGGACCCUCUCUUUUUAGGCAAUCAGGCUGCUGUUUCUGCUUCUGCUGCGUCUGCUACCACAAGCAAAGGAAAAUACACGACUUGACAUAGGGCUGUGCAUCACCACUUGCCAUAACUGUAUAAACAGAAUAAACAUAUCAUUACUAUGGACUUCAGAAAAACAAUGAUACCACCACAUCAACAGUAAAGUCAAACUGAAAUUUCAGCAGAGAGAACUAUCAUAAGGGAUCAUAAAAGCAUUUCUAUUUUGUAAGGCAGCUGUGAAUAAUUCCAAAUGAACAGAACCAGCAUGUUCUUGCUCAGUUGAUUUGUACCAGUAUCCUGCAUUCAUCUAAAGUGGAGGCAAAAGAAUGAUUUGAAGUAUGUACAUACUAUAAAAAUUAUAAGCUACCUAUAAAUAAAAAUACCAGUUAAAUGGUUAUUUCUGUAUUUAGAUUAUUUUGUAUGCCAAAUACAUGUUGGGCCAGAUCAUGAACUAAUGCCCUAUCAUUGUAUAAGUGACAUAAAGGAGGCAAAAACCAUAUGGCAUCAAGGGGACUAGCAUGCAAAAAAUCUCAUCAAAGAAGAAUGCAUUUUCAUUUGCUCAUGUAGAUUUCCCCCUGUAUUCUCUUUCCAUGAUUUGACACUGGCACUCCAGCUUGGUUUAUCUUAUUGUAAAAUAUUUCUUAGAUUUACAAAAUAAUAAUUACAUUGACCUAUGAUAGACACAGUGUGAAAUGGGCUAUUUCUCCCUUGGAUCACUGUUACUAAAUAAUUUACUCAUUGCCAGUGUUAAACACAGAUGCCAAAAUGUGUUAAUUUAAUUAUGAAUGAAAGAAACAUUCAUGUAUGUUUUGUUCUGUCCUUCAUUUAGGGAAAUUUCUAUGUUACCUAACAGGGUUUGUUAUCAAAUUAAAGUUUCAUAAACUUCAGUGACCCUAAAAACUUCUAUAAAGAAAAUAAUGUCAAUAAAUGCAGUAUGAGAAAUAAUUCUUUGUAAUCCCAACCUUACCAGUUAAUCCUGGACUGAAAUGUCCCUAGAAAGGAGUCUCAAAACUAUUACUUAUGUUAGGUAAAUGAAAUGUUUUCAUUUUAGUAAUAUUUUAUGAGAAAAUAAGGUGAGAUAUGAAAAUAUAAUUUAAAAUUUCUAACUUACCAUGUCAUAAAAGUUAUUAUGUAAUGCCAAAUUAUUAAGGUUAUUUUAGAUAUCUUGUCUUAGGAGUGUAAAUGUGAAAGGCUGGAAAUUCAAAGGCAUCGGAAGUAUGUGUACAUAGUUCAGAUCCCAGAUAUUUCAUAACUAUUUGUGUAAUGUGGAAAUAUUCUCUGUCCUUCACUACCACACUACUGAGAGCUGCUUUUAAAUAACAAGUUGCCUAUUAAAAGAUAAAAAUUACUUUGUAUUAACACAUGUUCUCUGAAAUUAAUCAAACUAAACUAAAUCAAAUUGGAUAUUUCCUUGUGAAGAAGACCAAGCAUCAAUACUUGGUUUUAUUUUAUAUUUUUUAAAUAGGAGAAAAAUAGUCACUCAAGAAGGAAACAAAAGUACUUAUAAAAAGAGCACAUGAUCAUUAAAAUUAAAAAAUUAACAUUUCUAUAAUUAUUGUGUUAUUCAUUUUACAUCUGAUUAAUUUUUAAGCGCAUUAUAUUGAAAAGAAAAAGUGAAGGAUUAUAAUUGUAUCUGGAUAAGUGUUAAGUUAUAUCUAGGACACCUUACUAAAAGAACUGUGGCAAAUUGGACAAAAAACAGUUUUAAUAUAAUUUAUUUUGAUCCUAAAACUAAAUACAUAUCCAUAAUUUGGUUAACACUAGAAUUAUUGCUCACUAUGUAUUGGUCAAACACAACAAUCAUUCUAAAAUUAGAAGACUACUAAAAGCAGGCUUCAGUUGGACACGACUGAACUUAAAAGAGUAGAGGGAAGAUCUCCCUUAGGAUUUUAAGCAGUUGUAGCCAGUUCAUUAUCUGCUACUAACUGGAGCUAUACCUCAUUGUGCCCCACACUGGGGUAACAUCUCUCUGUCCACAGUGGGAUAAUCUGGUCUACAGACAACAGGAAAUGGCCUAGUUAGCCAAAAAAAAAGUUUUAAAACUUUAUAUAAGCGUAAUGUAAUCAUUUAAAAGUCAGAUUUUGUAAAAGCUGGAUAUUAAAAACAAAAAGACAAUUUAAUUAAAUAUCUUUUUUGUUAUAUCAUAAAGAUCUUCUAGCCUGUGCUUAUUAUGUCUAUGAUGAAGAAAAGAUGGUACACAUGAGGCACGUAUGGGUAUAUAUAUCCUUGUGCACACAUGUGCAUACACACACACACACACAUAUACAUAUAUGUAUAUAUAAAGUAAAACAUUAACCACAAAUUAUAUUAGGAGAAUAUAUUUCAAAUAUAUAUGCUUAAUGUAAUUUAAAUUUACUUUGUAAAUUAUAGCUUGAAUUAAAAUUUGUGAUAAUACCACAUGGUGUUUAUUUUUGAUACUACUGUUAAAAUAUCAACAGGCCUAACAAUUAGUGGAGUAAACACCUAUUAGAAAAUUAAUAUUCUUCUAGUUUUCAUCAGCUAGUGAAUAGCAUUUCACAUUUCAUUUUGCAUGCCAUGAUUAGCCACUGUCAUCUGUUAUAAUUUGGACUACUUGAGAAAAUUUAGAAAUGAACAAAAAAACAAGAUAAAUCUCUAUUUCUCAUGUAAUUUAGAUUUAGAUGCAUGAGAUUUACUCAUCAAAUUCUAGUUUGUAUAGAGCACAUUUUAAGAACAGAAUGCUUGAUUAUGUUAACCCUCUAGUGCCUUGGUAUAUCAUAUGUGUGUGUAUGUGUGUGUGUGUGUGUAUACAUUACACGUAUAUAUGUAUGCAUAUAUAUAUGUACACAUACAUAUAUAUGUAUGUAUUGACAUGAUUCACUGCAGUGUACAUGGUGCAAGCUCAAAGGGAAUAUUAUAUAUAGGUACUUAGGUCAGAAAACAGAGUUCAAAAAUCAUUUGAAAUCUUUCCUAACUACUACAAUAAUGUAUUUUGCCUGACAAAAAAAAACAAUUAAUUUAAUUGAAGUAUAUUAAAGAGGGGCAUUUUUAAUUUAUGUUGCAAUAAGUAUUUUUAAAUAAUUUAAUAGAUAAUGUAAGUGUAGUGUGUACUCCAACAUUUAUCAUCCAACACUAUUUCUAAGAGAGAAUAGUCAGCUAAUCAUUUCUUGCCCAUUUUUCAGGCAUAUACCAACUUAUAGCUUUAAAGCCUGUGCUUGCAAAACUGUCACUCAGCAAGAAAGAAAGUAAUUUCUUGGAAAAAAAAAAGGUCAAAUUCACAUUAACCAUGUAAGCAAAUAAAUUUUCCUCUGGGUGCAUUAAUUUAUAAAGUGACAUUUCUCUCACAACAACAAAGCUUGUUUAUAAACUGUCUACAUUCAAUGUUGGAUAUGAGAGAAGCUUGAUUUAUUGCUGUGGAAAAAUAAUAAUCCUAACAAUUAUUUAGAAUUACUGCUAGAAAUCAGCAGUGUGGAGAAGCUUUAAAAUCACAAGGAUAAUCUUGUGCUUAAGUUUUUAAGGUAAGUGUAUAUGUUCCGAUAUUAAUAACAUUUUACUACACUUAAUACCGCUAUAUACAUGAGCUCUUCUUAAGGAAUUGCUUUAUCCAUACCUCUAAAAUUCUUGCUUAUGGUUUAUUCUUAUUCAUUAAUAUUUUCAAAUCAUAAUUCACUUAUUUGCACAUUUGAAGUUUCUUUUGAAGAUA